ACGUGUUAGACGAAACAUGUACGCGUUCCGUGUGCUGAUCCUGUCGCUCGUAUCCAUCGGUGUACACUCCAGUUAUGCCCUUCCACCGUCCACAUUCGGUGAAGCCUUGGCCAGCGCUGGCCAAUUAUCGAACAAACUGAAGGAAACGGCAGCAUGGAAAACGUUUACCGGCAUUGCACGUGAUUCCGACUCGAUCAACUCCCUCGUUCGGAUCAUACCGCGAACGACGAUGGGCUUCGUGCGAGAUGUGGUGAGUUCGUUCAAGCGCGAGUCUCGUGCCAUCAUUCUCACGAAAAACGGCGCACUGGAGGGUCGGCUGCAGCAGGUGAAGGGUGGCGGUUCCGGUUCGUUUUACGCUUUUAAAGGUAUCCGGUACGGGCAGCCCCCGGUCGGUGAGCUACGGUUCCGGGCUCCACUGCCAGAGGAACCGUGGAAAGGUAUUCGCAGUGCAACGCGCGAAGGUUCCGUUUGUCCGCACCGCAACAUGAUUCUGGACAACUUUAAGGGUAACGAGGACUGUCUGUUUCUGAACGUGUACUCACCGGAGCUGCCCGUUGGCGAGGAUAAUCCGCUGCUGCCCGUCAUGGUGUGGAUUCAUGGCGGUGCUUUUUCGUUCGGUUCGGGUAAUGCGUUUUUGUACGGGCCAGACUAUCUUGUACCGAAUGGCGUUGUACUGGUGACGUUCAACUACCGCCUCGGUCCGCUCGGGUUUCUAAGCGUUGGUCGUGAUGCACCGGGCAAUGCUGGCAUCAAGGAUCAAGUGCUUGCACUUCGUUGGGUACAGGAAAAUAUUGCCGCAUUCGGAGGCAAUCCGGAAGAUGUGACCAUCUUCGGACAGUCGGCUGGAUCUGUGUCGGUACAGUUGCUCACACUGUCCCCACUAUCUAAGGGCCUUUUCCACAAAGCAAUCGCCCAGAGUGGUUCCGUCCUUAACCCGUGGGCGAUCGCUCGUGAUACCAAAGAUCGUGCAUUUAAGCUAGCCCAAAUGUUGGGCAUUCGGACGAACAAUACCGAUGAGCUGUUGGACGCGCUGCGUCGAACGAGCCCUCAGAGGAUAGUGGACGCAGCACUCAAAACACUAACUGGGGAAGAUGUGCGUAAAAACAUCGGACUACCGUUUGUACCGUCACUGGAAGAUUGGACCGGUGAGGACGCAUCGGACGAGAAGCCGCUUAUCGUGGAGGAACCACUGGAGCUGCUCAAGAGUGGCCGCUACCAUCACGUGCCGGUGAUUGUCGGGUUCAAUUCGCACGAGGCGAUGCUGUUUAUGCGACGAUUACGCAAGGAUCCAAAUUUGCUGCAAACGAUCGAUGGGGAUUUUGAGCGGUUGAUACCGUUGAACCUACAUGUGAAUCGAGAGUCGGACGAGGGCAGGGAGUUUGCGGCACGAAUGAAACGAUUCUAUAUGGGCGACAAACACGUCUCGAACGAGACCAUUCAGGAGAUGAUGAAUCUCAUGUCGGAUGUAAUGUUCCUGCACGGGAUCUCCGACUACGCCCGUUUGCAUGCAUCCCACAACGGGCUAAACUCGACCUGGGUCUAUCGAUUUGCGUAUGACGGUGCGCUCGGCAUCUACAAGCGGAUAUUGGACAUUGAUUGGCCCGGUGCAUGUCAUGGGGACGAGCUGGGAUAUAUGUUCCACUUUGGCGUGCUUAACCUGCGGCUAGACAACACCUCACCCGAGCUGCAAGUGAUGCACAAGAUGACCCGCAUGUGGACCAACUUUGCCAAGUACGGCAAUCCCACACCGUUCGGCGAAGAUGAACUGCUACUAGGCAUCACCUGGCCAUCGGUAAAACCGAAUACAAUGACCGAACUACCAUAUCUAGACAUUACCGAGACGCUCGACAGUAAAUCGAAUCCUGAGGCGCAGCGGCUACAGUUCUGGGAUGACGCUUUUACCAAGUACAAUGGCAAAUUGUUGUAAUACAACGAGAUAGUACAACAGGG
Messenger RNA from Anopheles maculipalpis, 1950 nucleotides. Its product is annotated as juvenile hormone esterase. The transcript has 5 exons. Gene Ontology annotation, molecular function: hydrolase activity. Bases 17 to 1927 code for a protein of 636 amino acids. The record is from RefSeq and is a predicted model, not a curated record. Lineage: Eukaryota; Metazoa; Arthropoda; Insecta; Diptera; Culicidae.